AUGGCCCCUCCACCACCUGCUUCUAUGCCGUUGGGCCAGCGUCUUGCUGCCCUCGCGCAGACUCUGCAGUUUGCAUGGUUCGCCGGACAUGUCACUCUGCUGCUCGCUACCAUGCGAUACAGCUUGUCCUAUAUUACCUUCAACUACUACUCCCGCUGGGCCUCAUUCUCCUACCGCACCGCCUUCUUGUCGGCAUGCGUCACCUACGGAAUUGUUGUCUACAAGGCAUACCGUGCCCGUGUGAGGGCCGGAAAGCAGAACGGUCUUGUUGCGCUGGCUACGGAUGAGAAUGUUCAGUACUUGUUCAUGGCCCUUGUCUGGCUCUUCUCACGUCAAAUCCCCCUCGCCAUUUUGCCCUUCUCCGUAUACUCUGUCUUCCAUGUCGCUACCUACGUGCGCUCAAACCUUCUACCCACUAUCCAACCCCCGCCUGCGGCCCAGGCCGGCGCCAAGCCCCAGGGCUCUGCCGCUUCCGAGGCUAUUGGCAAGUUUGUCAAGGAAUACUAUGACGGCUCCAUGACGCUAGUUGCCCUUCUCGAGAUCUUCCUCUGGGUCCGUGUUCUCGGCUCUGCCAUGCUCUUCCAGAAGGGCUCGUGGAUCCUGCUUGCAAUCUACACCGUCUUCUUCCGCGCCCGCGUUGCGCAAAGCAGCUUUGUCCAGGAAGCCAUCAACCAGCUCACUGCCCGCAUUGACGCCCAGCUCGCCAACCAGAGCACUCCUCCCGCCGCAAAGCAGGGCUGGGGUACCUUCAAGGGCAUUGUUCGCCAAGCUGCCGAUGCUACCGACAUCCGCAGGUAUGUUGGCGGACAGCCCGGAGCCGCACCCAAGAAGGCGCAGUAA
Pyrenophora tritici-repentis Pt-1C-BFP is the source of this 840-nucleotide messenger RNA. RefSeq names its product UPF0121 multi-domain protein. The record is from RefSeq and is a predicted model, not a curated record. Gene Ontology annotation, cellular component: endoplasmic reticulum; membrane. NCBI's taxonomy places the organism in Eukaryota, Fungi, Ascomycota, Dothideomycetes, Pleosporales, Pleosporaceae. Gene Ontology annotation, biological process: endoplasmic reticulum tubular network organization; membrane organization.